Messenger RNA from Suillus discolor, 1005 nucleotides. RefSeq lists its product as uncharacterized. Lineage: Eukaryota; Fungi; Basidiomycota; Agaricomycetes; Boletales; Suillaceae. The record is from RefSeq and is a predicted model, not a curated record. The coding region runs from base 1 to 1005 and encodes 334 amino acids. The transcript has 4 exons.
AUGGCAUCCGAUUGCAAGCUAGUGGUUGUCCUUUAUGCAGAGGCGAAGUUACAGAAAUCUAUCAGCUUAUCAGCCAAUUUUACUAUUUCAAAAGCUAAGCAGGCGGGGAUGGAGGCGAUCAAGGAACACUUGAAGAUACUUCCCGGUGUGCCACUUGUCACCCUAGACCCCGAUUGCACCGAUUUUUACCCAGUUCCAAGGGAUGAUAAUACCAUCAUAUGCACUCUGAAGGGUGAUAUUACAAUGGUUGUGUACCCGCAACCCCUUGAAGGACAGCACUUGACACCCUCACCCUUUGUUGAUGCUCUUCGAUCUGUGAUUCAUGAAGUGCGCGAUGUCAAGGCUCAACAAAAUGUUGCACCAUUGGCUAGAGAGGAGAGCACUGAGCAUUAUGUCAAACCGGCUGACAACAUUAAUGACAUACUUCUCCGUAAAUUCCAGGCAAUGGAGGAAAGAUAUGGGCAUGACAUGGCUGAGCUGAAGCAAGUGAAUACUGAGUUAACGUGGGUGAUUUCUGGCCUGCAGGACGACAAUGCUCAGCUGAAGCACGACAUGGAAGAGCAGAGGCGGGUGAUUUCUGGCCUGCAGGAUGACAAUGCUCAGCUGAAGCAUGACAUGGAAGAGCAGAGGCGGGUGAUUUCUGGCCUGCAGGACAACAAUGCUCAGCUGAAGCAAGACAAUGCUAAGCUGAAGCAGGACAAUGCUCAGCUGAAGUACGACAUCAAAGAGCUGAGAGGUCAAUUGGAUGAAACUAACAGAGCUGUUUUGGGUGAUAAAGUUGCAAUCGAUAGAAUCUGUCAUCGGGUACUCCUUGACAUGGGUCGCAAUCAGCUGGCUAUGAUAUGUGGCCACACUGAUUGGAAGGGGUGGAAGGAUGAGAAGGCCACAUCAACUCAAGGAGAUGAUCAUGCUGUCCAAACUGCGAUGAUGACUGAAGCGGAGGUGAUGCUUCAGAAUUCCACUGAUGCAUCAAAAUAUUGGACAGCAGUUGGACAGGAUCGUUAA